UUCCGACAGGCUUCAAAGUUCAAUCCCGUAAUCUUAUCUCACAACAUUUUUAUUCUUUAUUUCAACUGUUACUACACCUCGAGCACUCUGCUUUCUUCGUGUUUCCACAAAAGGGCAAUUAUUUUCCUGCUUUGGAUUGCAGCCUCAGAUUCUGCACAAAAAUCGAUUUGACUUCGGGGAUAAAAGGCAAAGCAGAGAUAAUUAUUAACUGUUGUAGCUAUUCAUUGUUUCCCCCCUUUUCUUGAUUUUUUUGGGGGUGUAGUUGAUAUUUUGAUAUCAUUCUAAGCUCGUGUGGGAGUGGUAUGUGGUGCUGUUUUCUUGAUGUGAGUUAAAGAUGGUAGCUAUAUUGGUAUUAGGUGAAUUCAAUUUGGGAUGCUUUUGGUGAAAUUCGUCUAUAUUUACGAUUUGGGUGUUUGCUUUUAAGUUGAACAUGAUUGGAAGAUCUUAGGGGAAUUACAUGUGUUGAUUUCCUUCCGUUGUUGGUUGGUCGAUUUGGUGAUUUAACUUAGAUUUUCAUAUCAUAACUUGUUAGUUUAAACGUUUGUAUGACUUCUUCUUACUUACCCUUUUGUGGAUUGUGUGUUGCUUACUGCUUUUCGACUAACACUGCAGCUCUACCAUAGGCUUGUUAAGUUGUUACUCCCUCCUUCCCAAGGAAGAUGACCUCUUCCUUGGGCGGGAUAGGAUUUUAUGUGGAUUUAUUUUGUGAGGUAAGUGUAGAGAAUAAAGUAAGAGAGAGUGAAUAAAGUAGCGAUAAAGGUGUUUCUUUUUUUGAGUAAUGAGUCAUCUUGGUUGGGACAAACCAAAAGGAAAUAGGGUCAUCUUUGGUGGGAGGGAGGGAGUAUAUUCUUUCUCGUUUCCGAACACAUGCUUUCUUGAGCUCUGGCUUUGUCCUCUCUUCUUUGAGAUCCACCAGCAUUUGUCAUUGAUUUUUUUCAUAUAGUUUCUUUCUUGGAAAGUGGGAAGAAUGGUUUGCUGAUCUUAUGUCUUGCUUAUACGGGUUUGGUUGUUUUGAACCCUACUCAUGGACUCCCCUCAAUCGGUUGUUUCAUCGCUCAAGAGCUCCUUCCCGGAGUCUGAGAAACAGCAUACGUCAGACAAGUCAAGCCACUUCUCAAGGGAAAUCAAUUUUCAGAAGAAGGGAAGUGGAGUGGGUAACUUGGAGGAGUUCGUAGGUGCUUUGGAGGUCUACAUACACCAAGCUAGGCAUAUCCACAACAUUUGCAUCUAUCAGAAACAAGAUGUUUAUGCUAAACUUUGUCUUACUAGUGAUCCUGAGAAGACGGUUUCUACCAAGAUCAUCAAUGGUGGUGGGGCAAACCCGAUUUUCAAUGAGAAUCUCAGUCUCAAUGUUCGCAAAGUUGAUUCCUCCCUUAAAUGUGAGAUAUGGAUGUUAAGCAGGGUGAGGAAUUAUCUUGAAGAUCAGCUUCUUGGGUUUGCUUUGAUGCCUAUAUCUGAAGUCUUCCUCAACAAUGGUAAGUUGGAAAAGGAGUUCUCUCUUUCCUCAACUGAUCUCUUCCACUCGCCCGCAGGAUUCGUUCAGUUGUCCGUCACUUAUAUUGGAGUGCAACCUGAAGUCAUUCCAAUCCCGGCACCACCCACAUUGGUGGAGACUGAUUCAAUGACCAAGGACACCGAAUCUACCAAGUCUGUUCCCGAUGAUAUGGAUAAGAUCGAGUUCCCCGACCCAAAUGUUGCAAAUGAGAAUCACCAGAUGGUCGAAGAAUAUUUUGGGAUGUCAUGUAGCAAUGUGGACUCACCAAGUUCAGAUAGCCUGGUCAGUUCCGAUACUGAGAAUCAGGUGAGCUCGGAGAUUGAGGUUCAGCAUGGAGAAGGUUUCUCGAUGCUAACUGUAAGUUCUAGACCAACCCCAAAGGUUGAUUCUCCUCCGAGCAGUGCAUCAACGGAUGGAGGUUCCUCUGCAUCAGCUCCCGUUAGUUUUCAGUCCUCUGAGACUCUAAAAGAUUCAAAAUCUCCUGGUGAGGAACUCGUUUCACUUCCUAAAGACAAAUCCAUGGAAAAAAUUGCCUACGGAGUUGAUGUGGACAGUGGGGUGUCAAGUGAUACAUCAAUGCCCGUUAUCACAGUGCCAGAGCCGAAGGUGGUUCAGCAGGACAUAGUGGAUAUGUACAUGAAGAGCAUGCAGCAAUUUACUGAAUCUUUAGCUAAAAUGAAGCUUCCCAUGGACUUUGAAAACGGGCCGACCAGCUCAGAUAAUUCAACGAGUUCUGAGCAGAAGACGAAGAACUCGGGCUCUCGAGUAUUUUAUGGAAGUAGUGCAUUCUUCUGAGCAAUUGUUGAGGUUCCCAGGAUACACAGGUGACUUUAGUGACUAAAAAGGAGACUGAUGCUAGUAGUGGCAUUUAAAUGUAAUGUAACUUGGUAUUGUACUUUAUCUGGCUAUGUUUUAGAUGAUAAAAAAAGAUUCUGACUUGUA
Messenger RNA from Salvia splendens (bonfire salvia), 2437 nucleotides. RefSeq lists its product as uncharacterized. NCBI's taxonomy places the organism in Eukaryota, Viridiplantae, Streptophyta, Magnoliopsida, Lamiales, Lamiaceae. The transcript is spliced from 2 exons. The record is from RefSeq and is a predicted model, not a curated record. The coding region runs from base 1025 to 2290 and encodes 421 amino acids.